AUGGGGUGCGUUCACAAUUCUUCCAUUGGUUGAUAUUGGUAGAAAAAUCUACCAUUGGCAAAACAUUGGUACCAAAGUAUGUCAAUGGUAAUUUUUAUUGGUAACCGAUUCUGCAGGCCAACCACAUUCGCGGUAGAUUUACCAACGCGGGAUUUUCGUUAAUUAGUGUCACCGAUAAAAAUGGCGACGAACGUGCCUAGUAGCGUGUGCGACAUUUCGUCGCAAAUUAUUCCACUCCAAAUGAAAAUUAGAGAGAAAAUUGCAAAAUUUCUAAUAAGAGGAAAGGACGUGAAAUAUCUAUCUGAUCAUCUAAAAGAGGUGACUCAAGAUCUAACGUCAAUGCUACCUGGUGACUUACCUGAAGAUCCAGUUUAUAUCUGUUUUGUUAAUGGAAAAGUACAUAUUCCAGAAGUUGUUUUGCGCAAUUUGAAUUCAAAGGACCAGACACACCCGAGGAUAGAACUUGAAGAAAAUCCUGAAACAGUGGAAGAAAAUAACACGGAGGAUACCACGCCAGCCAAUUUUGAUUUGGAAGAUAGUAGUGAAACUGAAAAAUCCAGAUAUGAAUGGAGAUUUUCUGACACGAAAGAACUGCUAACAGUUUUAAAAGCUCGGAAGGAAAGGAAGGAAAAUUUUACAAAGAACAUGUGGAACGGAGUUGCAAAGGAAUUAAAAGAAGCACUGAAAUCCAAAAAAAUUCCUAGUCCUGAACAAUGUAGAGAGAAGUUUUAUUCUCUGAGAAGAUCAUAUAGAAAUUAUAUUGCAGAGAAAAAAAAGACCGGAAACAAAAGAAUAAAACCAUUUCUCCACGAGUCAGAAAUGUAUGAUCUCUUACAUGACGAUCCUGGCUUUAAUCCACCUUUGCUAAUGAGUUCUCUAGGGACAGUGGAAACAAAUAACAGUGAAGAAAAUUCAUGCACUGAGAAAGAUCCCCCAAAGAAGAGGAAAUGUAGUAACGAGCUCACAGAAUAUCUGAAGGAAAGGGAUGAGAAGUUCCUGAAUGCAUUUAAGGAAAUGCAUGAGAACCAAAAUAAAAUCAUGGAAAAACUAAUUGAGAAACUGUAGAAAAAUGUGUCAGUACCUUUGUACUUACUGUUUGUCAUUUAGUAUGAUAGUCUGAGAUAAACAUUGGACUUUGAUGGUUUACGUUUUUGUUAAAGGGGUAUAUUUGUAAACAUUAAUUGUAUAGGAAGAUGGAGAAUUUAUUUUACAUGUUGAUGCCCUUUUUUUUUGUCCAGCAUUUCGAUUGAGGAUAUUCAAUGGUGCUCCCUUUUUUGUUGGUUGUAAAAUGAGCAAUAUAUUUAUUUUUAAAUUACAAAGAUAUUGGUUUUUUUUUAAGUUUCCAUUAUUUGAAUUAAUAUGUUUAGUUAUGUUUUUUUGUAAAAUGUUAAAAUAAAUUAACAAA
This is a messenger RNA of Magallana angulata, 1405 nucleotides long. RefSeq lists its product as uncharacterized. NCBI's taxonomy places the organism in Eukaryota, Metazoa, Mollusca, Bivalvia, Ostreida, Ostreidae. The record is from RefSeq and is a predicted model, not a curated record. Bases 181 to 1065 code for a protein of 294 amino acids. The transcript is spliced from 2 exons.